Messenger RNA from Schistosoma intercalatum, 4061 nucleotides. NCBI's taxonomy places the organism in Eukaryota, Metazoa, Platyhelminthes, Trematoda, Strigeidida, Schistosomatidae. The record is from the annotation of a GenBank genome assembly.
GUAUUCGAAAUUUCUGCCAUAGUAUGAAGAGACAUCAUAGAGAGGACUCGGCUUCUCGCAGCAAAAAGGCCCGUGCCCCUAGUAUAUCGGACGAGGAAGGUACUAACGGGUGCAUCAACUCUCCGAAGAAGUACAAAAGUCCCCCACGAAAGGCUCUGUUGAGACGCCCUUCACGUGAAGACAGAUCAGUUGAUAAAUAUGACCAACAAGGUUCGAGACAAACAUUCUUACUUCGACCUAAUCCCGCAGCAAAGUUUGUCAGUAGCAACAACUCCAGCCGCUCAUUUAACCCCCACAGGUAAUUUAUAAAUGGUGUAUCUAGUUUGCGUGAAUUGUUCCGAGUACUCAAUCGUGUUAGUACCUGUUGCUAACACUUUGGAUUUCGGUCAUCAUUGUUCAUAUUUCAUGCCAUUACGUAUUUAUGUGGUUCACUCAUUUUGCAGUCGCUAUUGUAUCAUUUUGUUGUAUUACAAUCCCAAUGUCACUUUCAUAUUCAUCAUGCAUAGUACAUAAGUUUUGUCCUCAUUAUGGGUUUUAAUUUUUCUAUGAUGGAGCAUUUCUUAAGCAAUCAUGUCUUUUACUUAUGACAGUGGAGCAGAUUUCCGCCUUGUAGCAGCUACAGUUAUUCUUGUCGGAGUGAUGGAUAUUAACGGUCCAUACAUUGAAUGCAUUUAAAAUUGCUCAAAUGACAUCAUGUUACUUCAAUUCGUAAUGGAGAGGAGCAAAUUGCAUUUCAUAUAUAUUAAAUCGAGAUACCUGGAAUGAUAUGUUCUCAUCCAUAUUCAGGCUUUUUAAUUUUGAAAAUCGAGAAGAUAUUUCGGGCAUUUAAAUUGCUAACUCGACCAUGUUUGCUAAAAUGCGUCCGCCUAAGUGUAGGCCACAUUCGCCAAAAAUGAAGUUUUUUGUCAUGUAAAAUCUUUUGAUUAAAAUGAAUAUCAAGUUUUCUUAAUGAGAUUGUUCCAGCAGAACAUAUGAUCAUGAAAACCUACAUUCUUAUGCUAUCACUCAUAUGAAAUGCUUGUCCUGCAUUAAUCUCAACUAAUCUGCACAGUUGUCCGAAUCGACUUAAGGCAUUUGCAAUAUCAUUUGAAAUUAUUCACUAUCUAAUAACCACCUCGUAUUGCUGGUCCAGUUUAGCUAACAAGUAAUUUCAUAGAUAGUCUCAAUUUUAGUGAAGAAUAAAUAAAAUGUAUCUCAGCAAAAUAAUGUGCACAUGGUGUCCACAAGUACUAAGAUUAUAACUAAUUUUUAAAAUGAUCGACGAAAGUUCUGUAAGAAGCAUUCAGAAUUCAAAAGAUGCACUUAUAACAUCUGGAGAAUAUUUUGAUUGUCCAGUUUCAAUUAUUUCAAUAAAUAAAGUCCUGGAGAAGUUCCUCUUAGUGUUUAAUUGUUGUUUUGUGGAAAUGCAUUCCUUGGUGAAACAAUUUAAAUUAACAACUAUGACUUACUGACAAUACAGAACGUCAGGAUCUUCGUUCUUAGAAGGGCGUUUCUUAUAAAAUUAUCUGAGAAUUUUGUUGUGCCGAAAAUAUGGAGGUAGUUCUUCAAAAAUUAUGUUACAACUGUAUCAUUUUGAAAUGCUGAGCUAUUCAACUGAAGGAUUCACUUCGACAUGACACUGUUUGAAACUCAAAUAGUGCAUGGAAUGUAGAUUUUGAUCAUUGUUUUAAGGUCAGUACUAUCGGGUAUUUCAAAAGUCAAACUGUUUACAAAAUUGUCGGAGAUAGGUAAAGUUGAAUGACUACUCAAGUUCACGGAAAUCCUAUGCGCCAUCAAGUGAUCGACUAUCUAGUCAUUCGUCAAAGUCACUGGUCAAUUCUUCCAGUCGAGUUAAUCCUAUGUUGGCGGCAAGUCUUGCAUCAUCAGGAAAAUUACCAAACCUUCCAAUUCCUCUUGGGUCCAAACGGGGUUCAUCUGCAACGGUUGCGGCCGUAGCCGCAGCUGCGAUGAACGCAGCCGCAAUGGCUGCAGCAUUAGGUGCCGGAGGUGUAAUAUCGAGCAAACAAAUGUCACACAUAACUAAAGCACUGGCAUCUGCUACUCGGACUGGUCGUGAUCACCGUGGUUCAUCAUCACACAGACCUCCGCGGAGUUCCAGUGAUAGGUAUACAGGUGAAGAUUCAAGAAGCAGUCGUCGAAAAACAACUAGUAAGGAGAAAGAUAUGCUUAGCAUUUUCAAUGCUCGUUACGCUCGUCCAGUAGAACAUCGCAAUCCCGAAGAUGAUCCUAAUGCAACAAGAACAUUAUUUCUGGGUAAUUUGCCACCAGAUGUCGAGGAACCUGAACUGAGGAAGCUUUUCGAACGUUAUGGUAUAAUUGAAGAUAUUGAUAUUAAGCGCCGUGAACUAGAAACUGGAGCAACCGCAUUCGCUUUUGUUCGAUAUCUUAGUCUAGACAUGGCACACCGCGCAAAAGUUAAUUUAUCUGGACAAAUGAUAGGUGAAUACAGAUUCAAAAUUGGUUAUGGAAAAGUUAUUCCCACACGAUGCCUAUGGGUUGGUGGAUUGGGUCCAUGGACAAAUUAUCCUGAGUUCGCAACCCUUGUUAAUAGUAUCAGCGCGCCUGAAAAAAUCAUCUGGCCGUCUGGUAAAAACUAUGCCCAUAUUCUUUAUAGUGAUAGCGAGUCGGCUGCUGUUGCAGCUGAUCUUUUACGUGGAUAUCCGUUAGGAAAAAGUCAUAAACGGAUCCGAGUGGAUUUCACUGAUGAGUCACAUAUGUUCAGAGAUCCUAAUUGGAAACGGUUGAAAAGAAAUUCGUCCACAGAAUCAAGUCCCAGACAUUACUCAUCCAGAAGAUCACUGACACCUCGAAUAAAACGUGAAGAUUCUUUUUCAGACAAUGCCUACUCUCGUGAUAAUCAUUACUCGAAAUACAAACGCGACCGAAAGACGUAUGUUGAUAGUGACCGAAGUCAUUCUGCUUCGUCAAAUCAUAGGCGAGAAUCUGGCCAUAGAUCUAGAAAAGCUACACAUGAAAGGGCGCCUAAACGUAGUCUAAGAGACCACUCAUUAAGUCCUGAUGCUGACUCGACGCGUUUUGUUUCACGUUCUCCUUCAUCAUCAAAAUCUCGCAGAUAUUCAUCUUCUUCCUCGAGAUCACCCACAUUAGAAACAUCCACAAACGUAGAACAGUUGGCAUCUUGUCUUCCUUCGGCAUGGGAUGGAGCAUUUUAUCUAAAGUCGAGUAGUUUUCAGUGCAGAAUGCACAUUUUGAGAGGUGACAAAAACCUUGUUGAUCAGUUCAUGUACCAGCGAUCUAAUUCAGAAGCAUCUGCGCAUUCAAACGAAACUCGGCAUGCAGGUAAAAAGUCGAACAAAGAUAAACAUACGUCACUGGAUGACAUUGAUUCCAGUGAAUCUCAGGAUGAUGCACAUGGUAGCGCUAAAAGUAGUUGUACAAACAAAGACCAGGUGGUUUGUUUACGCAUUACUCAACGAAUGAGACUGGAUCCAGUAAAGUUAGAUGACGUGAAUCAGCGCAUUCAGACAGCCGGUUCCUCUGGGUUUUGCAUUCUUUUGGCUGUACCUCCACAUUCGGUUUUAUGCAGUGAAGUUGGAGAUGGCGAUAAGCAACCGCAAAGACCGCUUCGAAACCUAAUCGGAUAUUUACGUGCAAAAGACUCCGCAGGAGUGGUUCUUCUAAAUCCUGGUGGCCAAAACUCAAACGAUUCUUCAUCCCCUCUAACUGCAGAAACUACAUCUGGGGUGCUGUAUGCAUUUCCACCCUGUGACUUUGCUUUGAAUCUCUUGCGUGAAAGUGCUCCGCAACUAGAGAAAGAUUAUGGUAAAGAUGAUUACUUAGCGAUAAUACUAAUUCGUGGGGCCGGAGUUGUGUAGACAAUGCCCCCAAAAUCAAGCUUCAAAAUGAACUGCUUUUGUUGGCAACAAUGUUUGUCGCUAAUGCGCCACUACUUUUUUCUGCGCGAAAAAACUAAGUUUUGUUUACUAGCGUUAAGCUUCAUUAUAUUAUACCUCCUAAAAGGGCAUUUAUAAAAAAGACGUUUGUUUCUGUACUUGUUGUAUUUCAGAAGAAUCAGUGGGGUUAAUAUACAUAAUAUUCUU